AUGUCCUCCUCCGCCAUCCCCGACCCGCCAGAAGGGCACGUCCGCCCCGUCGUCUUCUUCGACAUCAACAUCGGCGAAACGCCCUCAGGCCGGAUCAAGAUGGAGCUCUUUGACGAUGUGGUGCCCAAGACGGCCGAGAACUUUCGGCAGCUGUGUACGGGGGAGCAUAAAGUAACGGGCGUGCCGCAGGGAUACAAGAAGAGCAUGUUCCAUAGAGUGAUACCAUCGUUCAUGGUGCAAGGGGGAGACUUUGUACGAGGCGACGGAACGGGAAGCUUCAGUAUAUACGACACACCACAAUUCGCCGACGAGAACUUUCAGGUCAAGCACACCGUCCCAGGUCUGCUGAGCAUGGCCAACUCCGGACCAGGUACAAACGGAUGCCAGUUCUUCAUAACGGUAGCACCCGCAGACUUCCUAGAUGGGAAGCACGUGGUCUUUGGGCGGGUGGUAGAAGGGAUGUUGACGGUAAGGAAGAUAGAAAAUACGCCAACGGGGCAGAACAAUAGACCAAAGCUGAAUGUGCGGAUAACAGAAUGUGGCGAGAUGUAA
Dioszegia hungarica is the source of this 552-nucleotide messenger RNA. Its product is annotated as cyclophilin-like domain-containing protein. The coding region runs from base 1 to 552 and encodes 183 amino acids. Gene Ontology annotation, cellular component: intracellular membrane-bounded organelle. NCBI's taxonomy places the organism in Eukaryota, Fungi, Basidiomycota, Tremellomycetes, Tremellales, Bulleribasidiaceae. Gene Ontology annotation, biological process: protein peptidyl-prolyl isomerization; protein folding. Gene Ontology annotation, molecular function: peptidyl-prolyl cis-trans isomerase activity. The record is from RefSeq and is a predicted model, not a curated record. The transcript has 4 exons.